GCGAUAUACCUGAAGUCCAUGCAUUACUGGAGGAAUUUGUUUGCCGAAUGUACGGUUUAAAAAAAUAAUAAACGUCAACGAGGCUCGAGUGGCUCUAUUUAUGAAAAAUUAUAAAAUCAAUGAGGGUGAUGAAAUAUUUAAGACAAAUGCAAAAAAGGUCGACGGAGCAAUACUACCACCAUGUAAAGCAGAGCUGCAUAAGCAUUUAAAAAGAACAUCAUAUAUUUCACAUCUUUGGAGUCAUGCUUAUCUCCCACAACCAACAGAAUUUUCUCCCACCGACUAUGGUUGGCAGGAUUUUGGGAACAAGCUGAUAUUUCAAUGGUUCGAUGGAGAUCAACUGCCAAACUCGAUUGACGAUAAAUCAAUAAAUUCCGAAGAAAAUCAAGAUCAAGAAACGAACAGUCAACAGGAAUAUGAUCAAUCGGAUGAAGAGGAUGACGAUGAAAACUAUAUUUUCGAUAAUGAGGAUUUCGGUAUUAUUAUCGAUGAAACCAAUGAUUCCAACAGUUCUUGCGAUUUCGAAUAA
Psylliodes chrysocephalus is the source of this 529-nucleotide messenger RNA. The record is from the annotation of a GenBank genome assembly. Lineage: Eukaryota; Metazoa; Arthropoda; Insecta; Coleoptera; Chrysomelidae.